Messenger RNA from Myxocyprinus asiaticus (Chinese sucker), 5250 nucleotides. RefSeq names its product leucine-rich repeat and immunoglobulin-like domain-containing nogo receptor-interacting protein 1. The record is from RefSeq and is a predicted model, not a curated record. Gene Ontology annotation, molecular function: protein binding. Lineage: Eukaryota; Metazoa; Chordata; Actinopteri; Cypriniformes; Catostomidae. Bases 395 to 2218 code for a protein of 607 amino acids. The transcript has 3 exons.
CAAAUCCACGUGCAUGUUCCCGUGAAUAAAUCCGGCCGUGCGCGCUCCCGAGGCGCUCCUCGCGCUGAUGCUGCUGAGCGACAGACGCGUCGCGGGGAGUUCACACGCAAACACGACGUGACCUGAAACUUCCAGGGAUUCGUUUUUUCACUCAAUAUCGAGGUUUAACGCAGAUACGCGGAUGAAGUGGCAGGAAUAAAAAGCGUUUUUAGCGGGUUUUAUCGAGUCUCAGGUAAACACACCUGUGCGCGUGACGCGCGGAUGAUGGAUCGCGCGUUUCUGGACUGAGAAGGACACGCGCCUGGCAGCAGGCUGUGAGGGCGAUCAGAGAGAUUCUUUGGGAAUUGUUGGUAAUGAGAAGGAGCGGCCACUCUGCCAGCUGGCGGGUCUCCAGAUGUGUGUGGCUGCUGAUUGGAGGAGGGUGUACUGGUGGGUGGUCCUCCAGUGGAUAGUAGGUGCGGCACUAGCAGGGCCCUGUGCCCAGCGCUGUGACUGUUUGCCAAAGCUCCUAAUGGUCAACUGUUCAUCAAGACAACUGACCUCUGUUCCUGAGGGCAUUCCGGAAUAUGCCCAGAGGCUGAACUUGACUUAUAACCGUUUAAAGACUCUGAUGAAGCGGCAGUUCUCUGGCCUAACGCAAUUACGGGAGUUGGACCUUAGUGAUAACAUGCUGACAAUCAUUGAGGUUGAAGCCUUCUUCGGCCUGCAAAACCUCCUGACGCUGAUAGUUUCCCGCAACCGUCUGAAGAUUAUUUCAGUUGGAGCAUUUUCUGGCCUUCCAAAAGUUCGACUGCUGGACAUCAGUGAGAACGAGAUCUUGGUGUUCCUUGAUGACAUGUUCCGAGAGAUGCCGUCUCUGCAGAAGCUGGAGGCCAGUGAGAAUGAUCUGGUCUUCAUCUCAAACCGUGCAUUCAGUGGUCUGAUAAACCUGCAAGAGCUGAACCUCAACAGGUGCAACCUGACAUCAGUGCCAGUGGAGGCGAUGUCUCAACUUACCGGCCUCUUGCAGUUGCGUUUCUGCAGAAUGGGGAUCACCACAUUGCCCAAUAACUCAUUCCACCAGCUGAGCCGUCUGAGGGACCUCAGAGUGUCUCACUGCCCCUGGCUGGACUCGCUAGCCAUCAACAGUCUGAUUGGACUCAAUCUCACCUCCCUUACUCUCAGCCACUGUAACCUGAGCUCCAUACCAUAUUCCCCACUGCACCACCUGGUCUACCUGCGCUACUUGGACUUGUCCUACAACCCCAUUACCAGCAUCCAGUCCAAUCUCUUGGGGGACUUGUUACGAUUACAGGAGCUGCACUUGGUUGGCGCGAGUUUACUGAGAGUGGAACCUGGUGCAUUUCGUGGUCUUACCUUUUUUCGCCUACUCAACGUGUCAUCCAAUCGGUUGGUGACGCUGGAAGAAUCAGUGUUCCACUCCGUAGCUAAACUGGAGGUGCUGAGGUUGGAUAGGAACCCACUGGCUUGUGAUUGCCGUCUGCUCUGGGUAAUGCGUAGACGUCUGCAUCUUCGCUUUGAAGGGCAGCCACCAACGUGCAUAUCACCUGUGCAGGUGCAGGGGAAAAGGUUCGGUGACUUUACAGAAGCGGAACUUCCAUGGCUGUUCACCUGUCGGCAUGCACGUAUUCUCACUCGUAAACCACAAGAUGUUCGUACAGAUGAGGGUCAUAGUGUCCUGUUCUUCUGUGAAGCAGAUGGAGACCCUGCACCUUCUAUCACUUGGCUGAAUCCGAAACGCUCCCUCCUUACAGGAUCCGGUAGAAUUCGCGUACUAAGCAACGGGACUCUUGAGGUGCGUUACGCACAGGUUCAAGACAGUGGCUACUACCUGUGCAUCGCUUCCAAUGCUGCGGGAAAUGACAGCAUUUCAGUGAGCCUGUGGGUACGUGGAUUUCCUUCUACUCGAAACCGUUCUGGUCCCUUCUUUCUGGAGGGGUGGAACAUUGUGUCUGGACAAGCACCAGUCAACGGCUCUCAGGGUUCACAGCAAUUUCCGUUUGACGUGAAGACGCUGGUGAUCGCGGUGACAAUGGGUUUCUUGUCAUUCCUGAGCUCGGUGGUGAUCUGUUUCAUCUUCAUGUUUUUCUGGAGUCAGAGCAAAGGCCAAAUCAAACACACAGCAACUAUUGACUUCGUCCCACGCAGCUCUGCAUCAGCGGGAGGGGGUGGAGGGUCGUCCAUGGAGACGGGCAGGUUCACCAUGAAGCUGAUCUGAAAACUACAAAACUGAGUUUGAUGAUGCAUUGUAAUGCAGUAAACUUUUGCCAUGUGCUACCAAUGUAAUAUGAUGAACAAAGUCAUGGCUGACCACCAGGUUUUUCCAGAUUGUCCAGUUUCUAUCUGCUCAUUUCAAAGCCACUGUAAUGAACCUGAAAUUACUUUUUAUUCUCUUUCACACAAAUCAUGAGUAAAAUGUCAGAUUAUAAGUUCAUAAAUACCUUUCGCUCUGUUCCUUACACAGUGCUAUCUAAUGAUAUUUAAACAUUUUUACUGUAGUGCUUGACUCAUUUUAACAUUUGCAUGACAUAAUCAACUACAUUUACAAGCUUGUUAGAGUGUGAUCAAUUUGUGUGGUAGUUCAACUGAUAGAGCAUUACACUUGUGAUGUAAAGGACCGGAGUACGAGUCCUGAAGAGCACGUGAAUCGAAUCGUGAGCCGAAAGUGUCAUAGAAGCAUCACAAAAUGACGUGGUUGUAUUUUUCAUCUCACAUUUGCUUUUAAGACUCUGUCGGUUAAGUUUUAGGUUUAGGGUAGGAAGGUCGGUUUUGUUGAUUUAAAACUCGAUAGAGCAUUAAUCUUAAAACUCCAUCUGUUUGGGAGAACAUUUAACUCGCUUUUAGCACCACACAGUGGACAUUUAACCUCAGAACUGCCUCUAUAUGUGUAGUAAACCACUUAAUGUAAUUUUUAUCAGAUCAGGAUGGUCAAAAAAUCAAGCAAGCACACAAAUGGCACUUUCUAGUCAAUUAAUAUUCUGCACUUUGGGGUUUUGGGUCUGUGUAGAUAAAUUACCAUUUGGAUGUAAAUUUGAGCUGCCUCCUCAUGUACAUUAGAUUUCAUGAUGAUCAAGUUUGUAAUAGUUCAAUAAUGUAUGACCAUUAAGAAAAUACUCAACAUUAACUGAACUUUAUCACUUUCACUUUAUUUUCUGCAUAAAGCAGUGGUUCUGCACUUCCAAAAAACAUGUUCUUACUUUAUAUUUUUGUCUGGUUUUCCAGUAAAAAUAUCAAACAAUUACUUAAACUUGAUAAAUUUACUUUAGCAAAAUGACUACAUUUUUGACUUGUUUUCAGAGAAAUCUAACAAAAUUUAGUAACGUUUAUGAUUAUAACAAGAAAAAACUAUAUGCCAAUGGGGUAAUUAUAUAUAUAUAUAUAUAUAUAUAUUUUUUUUUUUUUAAGUUCAAAGGGAAAACUUGCUUAUUUUUGUUACUCCACUGGCAAAAUGAUUUUUCUUGCUUUAAGCAUAAAUCCCACCAAAUUUUGUUAGAUUUCUCUGAAAACAAAACUUAAUAUCUUAUGCCAUUAUUUUCCAAUAAAAAUAAGAUUUUUUUUUUUCUUUUUUUCUUUUUCGGUAUUACAGAUAUUGCAGUUAUGCUGUUGCUAUUAACAUGUACAAGAUGUGUAAAACAGGCUAUAAACCAAACUAAUCAGGUGAUAGUAAGACUUUAAACUGCAGGAUUGCACAGUAAACCUAUCAUGUGAAUAACAUCCAAACCAAUGGGACUGUGAGAAAUUAAUAAGCUUUUCAGCUGUAAUUGAAAAAAAGAGGGUUUGACUCGUACACUAACCCUUUAAAAUAUUAUUUUAUUUAUUGGUUUAUUUGACAGGGACAAUACAGAAUAACAUUGCUACACAAGUUGAGCAGCAGAUGCUCUAUAAACAUGCUUUAAAAAAUAGACUCAGCAUUUCAGCAUGAUCUCUGAUGUCUUGGUACGGUAAUGAACUGCAUGAAUGCAUGUUGUGUGACUUAAGAAAUUAUGAAGGUUUCAUAUCAGACUUGUACAGGAUGAUUGAAAGCUUAAUUAAGCAGCUAAAGGUGCCGUAAGCGAUUUCAGCCUUUCUACUUCCAAGAGACUGAACCAUUGGAUUAGCCACGCCUCCUCUUUCCAAAACCCCUCCCUCCAAAGAUACCAAAUGAGCUUUAUUGAGACAGACACGAGCAGAAACGGUUGUUAUAAACAACAGCAGCUAAAUAGCGCCCUCAACUGACAACUGUUAUGAACAACAUGGCAUAAAAAUGGCAUUAAGCCUCAAUAAUUCUCUGCAACUACAAUACUAUGAGAACACGCAAAAUGAUUGACAGGUCGAAAGCGUCAUUGUCCGCGGACACAUUUUCAUUUGCUGUUUGCAGAGUCUAGAGCUGUCACAGAGACCGAUGAGAUAUCUUAUUUCAUUAAUAUCUUUCAGGGAGUAGGACAUUUUUUUUUUUCAUACCUUUCAGUGAAAAAAUUGCUUACAGCACCUUUAGGUUCAAAUGAAAAAGAUUAAUGCAGUUUCAUUAAAUCCUUGACUAAUUAUUUAAUUUCUGGAUUAUAUGAUGUUACAUACUGACUGCAGAGAAAUAUGUAAUGUAUCUCAGGUUUGUGUGAAUGUCUGGUACUGAUGCAUGUGUUUAAAAUAAAUACAUUCUUAAAAUUACUGUUAGUGAAAACAGUUGUAUUUAACAGUUGUAAUGCUGCAGACUUUGCACAUGCAAUAUACAGUAUAUUGAUAGAUACAUAAAAAUCUAAACUCAAAAUGUGAAACUUUAACGGACAUUAAAUAUGACCAGUCACUGUUGUGAAGCUCGAACACAAAGUCAAAUAAGAAUGUUUGUUUGUCCAAUAAAGCAAUAAUUCCAAUACAAAUAAAGUUAAUUAGAUCAGGGUCAUUUUGUAACUCCAAAUGUUAGUUUUAUAAGUGACUCACCUUUGAUCUCAUCACAUUUUAGUAUGUUUCUGUCUGUGAAUGCAUAGUUUAUUCACCACUGAAAUGUAUAUCUGGCACAUGAAUAUUAUUUUAUAUCUUGUUAUUAUUGCAGUUAUUAAGGUGAUGAUUUCUAAACGAUUUACACUGAAUUUUGAAUUUAUGCAAAGUGCUGAUGUCUUUAUAUGUACAGUAAGAAUAACCAGUUUAUCCAGUUUGAAAUUUCUGAAAGAAAUGUCUUCCAACAUAUGAAAAUCACGUGUGUUAUCAUAAACAGGAGUUUGUUUGAUCCUGUACUGUAUUUAUCAUAUAACAAAUAAAACAUAUUAUGGAAAACUA